Messenger RNA from Pocillopora meandrina, 10674 nucleotides. NCBI's taxonomy places the organism in Eukaryota, Metazoa, Cnidaria, Anthozoa, Scleractinia, Pocilloporidae. The record is from the annotation of a GenBank genome assembly.
GACGUUGAUGAGUGCAGUCUGGUAGAACACAAAUGCGAUUCAAAUGCUGAAUGUAGAAAUAACGUUGGAUCCUACAGCUGCAAAUGUAGAGAAGGAUUUUCAGGAGAUGGCCAAACGUGCUCAGGUGAGAAUUGACUAUUAUCCAUCAGCAAUUCUACACAAAAACCGCAUCGCAUUCCUGUCGUAACACAAAAAGGUCUAGAUAUGAGUCCUUUUCUUCAACUUCUGCAUGCUUGUUCAUGUGCCAUUCAUUUUAUUGUCUGAAUAAAGGUAGAGCUUAGAUUAUAAACAGCGACCAAAUUAGCUAUUUGAAAAUAAAAAACGUUUAGAAGCUAAUGUAAUCUUUUAGUGUUAUCCAUUCCACCAGGCCUCUCAUCAAUGCCUUGCUGUUAUUUUCAGAUAUCGACGAGUGUGCAUUGAUAAAUAAUAAUUGUUCCAAGGGUGGCGCCAAUUGCACAAACACUCUGGGGUCAUUCAACUGCACCUGCCAAACUCAAUAUUUCUGGAAUGGAAUUGAAUGUGAAGGUUUGUUUUCUGUAUCUCUAUAUGAUAAAAUUUUAAAACCAAUUAGAAAUAGCCGUCUUUCUGGUCGUCUGUCUGGUUGUCUGAGCCUUCAUUUUUUCGUCUUUCGGUGUGUCCAUAUGUUUAUCAUUCUGCAUUUCUUUUGAAGCGUUGGAAUAGGCCACUUCCGAAUUCUCAGACAUUAGUGAUCUGGUGCCGAAAUUGCGGCGUGAGAACGAGGCUAAGAGCGAAGUCGCCUCAUGGGUAUACAGAAUAAAAAGGGGUGUGCUAAUGAACAAAAAAUUUCCCGAAACUCGGUGUUGGAGAGUGAAAAAUUAUUUGUGGGCGAGAGGUUUAGUGAUGGCGGCAAAGUAAGAAAAAAAAAGCCGAACUGUUCAAUUUAAGCAGGAAAACAGAUCAAACAAGCCGCUUCUACCGAACACCGCGCAAUGAACGAGAGAUACUUUAAAAUGCACAACUUGCUUGCACUUUUGAUAAUUUUUCAUGCCAACUUUAUUUGACCUGACUGAUGAUUUCCCCGUUUCGUCCCCAUUUAAACGCUCUAAUGGAUCAUCGCCAAAAUUUAUUUUCGAUUCCGGUGUGCCUGUAAUACAAGGGUGGCGGGAUUCUAGCUCGUUGUAAAAAAUAAUUUAACGGACUGGCACUCGCCCUAUAGCAAAUCUAUUCUUUGAAGAAAGAAGGUAAUUGGAAAGUCAAUGCCGAGCUGGUUCAAAAUUUUCCGUAUGUUUUUACACAACAUCGUCGCAGUAAUGUGUCAAGUGUCUUUUUAUAUCAAAAGAGGGUGGUAAUAAUGCAUAAAUAUUCCUGACGAUGAAUGAUGAUGCAAUCAAGGUCAAAUUAAAAUGAUGCAAUCAAGGUCAAAUUUAAACCAUGUGAUUAUCAUUUCCCUUUUGAAUUGCAAUAAACUUUCCAGCCGACAGUUGUUAUAACUACUCAAUUCUGAGCAACCCUGAAAGAAAGAGUAGUUACAUUACACCCCAAGAAACUGCAGGUUCGUGUGACAGCUCGCUAGCUGAGGGAUGGUAUCGUUUUGUGGGAGCUGCAGGGACAAAAAUGCCAACAACGCGUGUGCCAGCAUUCAGAUGUGACGCAGACUGGUCAGGUUGGUUGAAAGGUGCUGAACCCACAGUGGAAGAUAAUGAAGUCAAAAGAUUGGUCUGCUUUAGUGAUCGUUCUACAGGUUGCAAAUUCACAAUAAAUAUUUUGGUGAAAAACUGUGGAUCCUACUUUAUCUACAAAGUGAGAUCACUGACAGAUUGCAAUUCGCGCUACUGUGGGACGGAGGGCUAAAAAGUUAAAAAAAAAAUUGAAUGUGAAGGAUUUUUAAGUUCCUUUGUAAAUACAUCUAUUGUUUUAUAUUCGUGUAAAUUUUAACUGGCCCUGUUAGCGUGUAGUGAUUCAGAAUUAAUGUUUAUGAUUUUCUCUUAUUUACCGCUCUUCAAGUUGAGAUUGACUGAAAGUCAUUGCAUUUUUGUGUCAUUUCAUGGUAUGUUAUUUUCUCGGUUGCAAGUCUCUCCCGAAGUCACAGUUCUCUUCGAAGUUUCGCUUAAACUGCUCUUCAACGUAUAUGCAUGAUUAUCGAUCUGGUCAUAUGCAGGCAUUGAAAAUUUAGUUUCCCUAAUUUGCGUCGAAAAGACAUGAAGUUACUGAAUAUAAUCGAUCGCGAAAGAAAACUUGAAGACCUCGACCUCUUACUUUACUUUUACAAAUCAGAAACUAGAAAGUGUUGCAACGAGAUUGCUCAGGUGACUAAUUAAUUUUGGCCAGCAUUUAAGCAAAAAAGGAUUCUAAUUGGUUUAGGUGUAUCGCAUAGAGCGCAUAAUCUGAGCAUAGCAAUAUGAUCACAGCAAUUAUUUACUGAUGGUUUGUCUUAAUGUCGAGAUAUUUCUGAGUUGUUUAAAACAUUACAGAAAGUAAAUUUUCUCUUUGAAUAAUGGUUCGAUAACUGCUCGUUCUAUUUCUUUAUUUUCGAGCUAGUAUUAGACCCUAACUAUUUACACAUACAGCCACGAAAACACUGUAGAUGAACCUCUGUAAUACAAAAACCUUAUAGACUUGGGGAAAGUGUCCGUAUGAGAGAUAUGUCCGUUUAUCUAAGUUCAGUACAGUGUAACUCUCAAGAUUGAAGAGUCUAUAAAAACGUGAACAGCACACUCGUGCUUCUUUUCUCUGAGUAUAAAGAGACCAUGAUUGUCUGAGACUCAGGGUGCGUUUUCCUUAUUGGAGAGGGUCUUCAUCAGGAAGGUUCCUUAUUACAGAGAGAAUAAAUCAGAAUUUUGAUCUGGAUAUAGAAAAUUGUCGGCCGUACUUACUAGCGAGGUGUCGGUAUUGCAGAUGUGUCCGUAAGGAAUGGUUCAACGGUACCAUAAGAGCUUUUGUAUUUAACAAAAAGUAAAAAAAAAAAAAAAAAGUUAUCCUGAUCCCUCGCUAAAAGUUCAACGUUGCAACCAAUUUUUUAGAGGAUUGCUAAAAUGACUGAAAAAAUCUUGGUGAACAAACUUAAAUUUACAUUCUGUCGAUACAGACGAAGAAAGAAAAAUGCGAAAGAUUCGUUGAGAUUUACAUUGUACGAUAAGGUAGCACCUCAAUUGUGUAUAUAAGUUUUCUGUAAACGGUUGGAGUAGUUUGAUGCAUAAUUUUUAAGACGAACGGUAAUUUCAGCAAAUACUUGAGCUUGACGUACUCAUUUUGACUAAAAAUGAAGUACAAUGGUUCGCUUUCAGCUAUGUUAAAAAAAAGUACAAAAAAUUUGUCGAUUCCUGGCUCAAACUGUAUAUACAGACUUUAUAAGGGCUAAGAAUUAAACACAUAUUUAAAAAAUAAAAAUUAAUUCAUUAAUUCUAUUUUUUAACAACAUUAUCGAGGUAAUGGUUUUUAAACGAUUAUGAAAAAAUAAAUUGAUGGAAAGAUAUAAGAAGUGCAAGGCUUAAAUGAAUAAGGUAAUUUUUGUAGUUUAUACAUUUAUAUGGUCAUUCAAGUAACUCAUUCAAUUCUGAUUAAACUUUACGCUUUCUAAAUAUCCUAAAUCUAGCAAUCACCGAAAUCAUUUUUACGUUUAAAGUUGUUUACAUCAUUGGAUCGGUAUGCAUAUUCUCUAUACUGAUCUCUACGCAUUUACAAUGAUAUUUAUAUGGAGAAUUUGUCCACCAAUUCAGAGCUUUUCUGGUGGCGGAUCAUUUCCCUGAUUUCAUGACCUUUACGGGUGAUCAUUUUCCUUAUUCUCAUGACCUUAACGUUUGCUUCAAAGCGUUACUGUAAGGAGAAAUAAGAUGUCAAUCACUCUUAGGGAUUGAAAGGUUAAGAGAAACCGAUACAGAGUAGAAUUAAAUAUGGUAUAUGACUCCGGCAUCUUAGCAACAGUGAUGCAAACGUAUGUGAGCAAUCUCAAGUUCUAACUUCAGACAAAAAUUGAACGACACGAGGUUCAAUUACCACUUUUUUACAUCCAUUUGAAAUCGCCCAAAAACGGGACUUGGUUCAAAUAGUUCAAAUAUUUUAUUGAUGCAGCACUGAGCCAGUUUGAAAUUAAAUUCAUCUAUUUUUGGGACGAAAAAAAUAAGAGUUUUGGAAACAAAAGUUGCAAAAUUCGCCACAUGGUACUCUUUGUAUUUCAUUUUCCUGCAAUUUGAUUGGUUACUUUAAACAAACCUGGAAAUCUGAUUCAUUGUUUUAUUUUUAAUGUAGCCUCCUCAUUGGCUGGGAACAAGAUUUGAUUUAAAGCAAAAAAUUGUGCGAUUCGUAAACAAAUCGCACCAAUUAGAGCUAAUCAGAUUACAGGGACCACCAGUGAUUUCAAAAUGGGUGUAAUAAAAUGCGGUAAAUGACUCAUCGCAGCAAUAGUGCUGCAAAGGUUUGCAAGCCAUCUCAAUUUCUGUUAAGAAAAUGACUGUAAAUGAAAUGUAUCGUUUUUCUUGUUCCUUUUCAUCUUCAUUAAUAAUAUACAUGGAAAAUUACUUACUUCUGAUUGGAUAAGAUAAAUGCAGUUUCAGGUAAUUCAUUGCAGAAGAGGGUUAAUUCAGUGCAAAAAGAAAGGAAAAAAAACAGACAUUCUGAUUGGCCAAUAAUCAAAGAACCUCACAGAUAGCCAAUCAAAUGCGAGCCUUCAAUGUCGCAACAUUUAAACACGCUGAAAUCUGUGAUUGAAACAAUGGUCGGAGUUUUAAGUGGUUUUUUUUUCGACACCGAAAAAACAAUCUAGUAGCUGAAAAACAGCUCUAACAACGUUAACACUGUAAAAAGCACCGCUUUUUGGUUGUCGGCUUGGAAAAAGUGGUGAUUAGAGGAGGGAAUUGCCAAGGAUAUCGAAAAUUAGGAGCCGACCCAGCUUAACACUUUGCUCGAUUUUCUACGCCGAAAUUAAGAACAAACAUGGUUAAACCUCGCAAACGACGAUUUCAUUUCAUCGAAAGUAAUUCGGACACAGACUGAACAAAUCCUUGAACUGUUUAGCCGGACUCUGAACUUUUUUGCGCCUUAAAGAUGUGAAAACAUCUUAGUAUUUUAUUGUUUAGAUCGUACGCGAUCGUACCCGAACACACAAUGUCAUUUGCAGGGUUUGGAUGAAUUAUUUUUGCACCUGAUGCGCGCGCUUUACUUCUGCAUAAAUAUGAUAAGCUAUCUCGUAGAUUUUCAUGUAUAUUAUUAAUACGCAAUCACAUGAUUUUUCUCGUAAUUAAGCACUUGUAAAUUUCAUAACAAAACAAAAACCAAAUUGCACGAGCCCGUAGGGCUCGUGCAAUUUGUGGUCUUUGAAAAAAUUUACUCGUGCCUAUUUAUUCCAAAUUGCACUCAAAAUCAUGUGAUCACAUAGACCUAUAUAUUAAAUUUACUUGCAACACUGACACUACUUGAAUAAUUUGGAUCACUACCAAUAUACACCCACAGCUUGCUUACUGAUAUACACCGGCCUAAAUGACUAAAUACAUGAAAAUCAUACAUGUGAACUGCGGUGAAAGAGAUAAGUAUGGAAGCAACCUUCGCAGUAUUGAACACUACUUAAGCAGUAGUGAAAGUAAGGCCUCAAAAAAAGUCAGAAUGUCUCCAUUAGGUGACUGACGUCUACCAUAAAAAUUACUUAAUGCAAUGUCUAAGGGUAAUUUACGCAGAUGGAAAUAGAUCUCUAAUCCAUCAACUUCAACUGUCUCCGUGAUACAUCACACAGAGUUUUCAGUAGUUCCAAGCGUCUUACAUGCUAGUGACGCAGUGCACGAUUUUACAUUUUGGUAAUUUGGCAGAAGCAAUUUGGCAACAUGUCUCGAAUCUUGUCUCCUGGUACCUUCACUGUGCUGUGCUCUCUGAUGUGUGUUGUGAAAUGCGAAGAAGGUAGGCAGAUUUUUUUAUUAAUAUCAGAAAAAUUUUUAAAACUGUUAAUUUAUAAUGCGUUUGAAGCGGGAAUAAAUGAAAAUAAUUCAUUGGGAAUGUUCUAUUUGACUGUUACAAAAAUUCCAUGUUGUCAAAGUUUUCUACCUUACUAUAGGAGAGUAAAAUGUUAAUAAACCUAUUAUGAGGAGAUGUGAAUCUUUUAAGACAGGUGGAAUCUACCUCACGCAAGCUGUUUUAGGCAGGCGGUUGGGAUAAAAGGAUCAUGAAGUUUAGGCUAUAAAUUCGGCACAAAUUCAUAUUGCACUCUCUUUAAUUUGUUAGUAUGCUUUGACGCUGAAGAAAAUACUCCCUACGUGCCGCUCACAAAAUUUCAUAGUAUGACCAUGAAAUUUUGUGAGAUAAAGUGAAGCUUAAUCAUCCAUUAUCUGUAUUCUGCACUGACAUAAUGAACUUGGAAAAACACUGGGCCUUUUAUGAAAGUUGCCCACUAAAUGUUUCUCCAAUCUACAUCCUAGAUCCUAAAUUGCUCGUCUCGAUACUAACUUUUCCUGUAUUGAAAUGCCAAUUCUUCAACAAAAUUUGCAUCUUUCCCCUUUGACAGGUACAGAAUUGAAAAUUCACCUAUCAAUUAUUUACAAAAAAAAUACACUUAUGCUUAAAUUAAAAUCAACCCCAAAAGUUUGUUGAUUUCUGCGAAGUAGUUGAAAACACGAGCUUAAAUGAUCCCAUAACUCAUCACUGAGAUACAAAAAGGCAAAAGUCUCCGAAAAUAAAAACAAAAACAAAACAAAACAUAACAAAACAAAAUUAUAAAUUUCUCCCCGUAAACAUAUAAAUAAACUCUUUCAAUAGGAUAAGUGUCGAUAUUUAUUUACAUAGAAGACAAAACAGAAAGCUUUAAGCCUCUCCUGGGAAACCAUACAGGUUACACCUGCAGCCACUUCAAAAAUAAUACACUGCAUAGUGGUACAUACAACACAAUCUAAGAACAGCGAGCCUACAUGAGAAUUUCGCAAUUUUAAAGAAGUGCUUUAGAAAGCUCGACUAUCUUAUAUUUGAGAUCCUUCUUGUUAAAAAAGAGAAGACCAGACAUUAACCUUAUAGAUCAUUACUCAAUAUUGUAGUAUUCAGUCAUGGCUUGUAGUUGUGCUUGAUCUCAAGUUCUGUUUAGAAAAUGACGGUAAAUUAAAUGUAUCGUUUUUUCUUGUUGCUUUUUUCUUCAUUUAUAUUCUAACUUUACUUGCAACACUGAAACUACUUGAGUAAUGAGAAUCAAUUUCAAAGCCACCAUGAUAAAACUUCUAACAUUAAUACCAAUAUACACCCACAGCUUGCUUACCGAUAUACACUGGCAUAAAUGACUAAAUACAUGAAAAUCAUAUAUGUGACUGCGGUGAAAGAGAUAAAUAUGGAAGCGACCUUCGCAAUAUUGAAGACUACUUAAGCAGUAGUGAAAUUAAGACCUGAAAAAAGUCAGAAUAUCUCCAUAAGGUGUCUGACGUCUACCGUAAAAAUUACUUAACGCAAUGCUUAAAGUUAAUUUACGUAGAUGUAAAUAGAUCUCUAAUUCAUCAACGUUAAUUGUCUUCGUUGAACAUCACAACGGGUCUUCAGAAGCUCCAGGCGAGAAACGUCUUGCAUGCAAGUAACGCGGUGCACGAUUUUACAUUUUGGUAAUUUGGCAGAAGUAGUUUUGUAACAUGUCUCGCAUUGUGUCGCUUGGUACCUUCAUUAUGCUGUGCUCUCUGAUGUGCGCUAUGAAGUGCGAAGAAGGUGGGUAGAUUUUUUAAUCAAUAUAAGGGGAAAACUUUUUAAAUUGUUAUUUUAUAAUGUGUUUGAAGCGGGAAUAAACAAAAGUAAUUAAUUGCGAGUGUUUUAUUGUGACUAUUACAAAAAUUCCAAGGUUUUCAAAAGGUUCUACCUUCUUAUAGGAGAUUAAAAUGUUUAUAAAGCUAUUAUGGGGAGACUUUAAUCUUCAAAGACAGGUGGGAUCUAACUCACGCAAGUUUUUUUAAGCAGGCGGUUGGGAUAAAAGGAUCAUGAAGUUUAGGCUAUAAAUUCGGCACAAAUUCAUGUUGCACUCUCUUUAAUUUGUUAGUAUGCUACGUACCGUUACUGUCAUGAGUAUGACUAUGAAUUUAGUCAGCUAAAGUGAGCUUAAUCAUCCAUUUUUCUCUCAGCAUAUUUACACAACGAAAUAAAUAAGUAGAAAACUUCAAAAAUAUCUCCUGAAAGUCUAAUUAGUCCUUUAACUGUCGAUUUAAAAAUGGUUAUCGAUUAGCAUCAGAAGCAAAAAUGUAGAAUCGUAAAAGCGGUCGAAAUGGCGACACAACCUUUUUAUCCCGUGAACUUCUGAAAUAAAUUUAAUCAUUUUUAUGGCUUCAAACUCACGGGUAAGGAAUUAGCUUCGAUAAAACAAAGUAAUGUCCUUUAUUUAUCUCAGAGACUGGAAUUUAAAGGGAACACAAUCAUCUUGAAAGAAAUAGCCGAAUUUAGUUUUGUUUCAUCUUUUUAUCAUCAUUGUCUGUAUUCUACACUCAUAUAAUGAUCUUGGAAAAACACUGGGACUUUCAUGAAAGCUGCCCACUAAACAUUUUUUAAAUUUACAUCUUAAAUCCUAAAUUGCUCGUCUCGAUACUAACUUUUCGUGUUUUGAAAUGCCAAUUCUUCAACAAAAUUUGCAUCUUUCCCCUUUGACAGGUACAGAACUGAAAUAUCACAUAUCAAUUAUUUCCAAAAAAAUACACUUAUGCCUUAAUUGAAAUCAGCCCCAUGAAAAAAGUUUGGUGACUUCUGCAAAGUAGUUGAAAACACGAGCUCAAAUUAUCCCAUAACUCAUCAGAAACAAAAGGCGACGCAUCAAGGACAAACGCGAAAAUUAUAAAAUAGAACGAAUCUUUCUCAAGGCAACGUCUGUCGCAAUCCUGCUUGUUUAAGUCUACGAAAAUAAAGAAGAAAAAAAAAGAAAACAGAACACAAAAAAUUAUAAAUUUCUCCUCCUAAAUAUAUUUAUUUGAAAAGACAAAACAGAGGCUUUAAGCCUCUCCUGAGAAACCAUACAGGUUACACCUGCAGCCACUUCCAAAACAGCACACUGCAUAGUGGUACAUACAACACAAUCCAAGAACAGCGAACGUAGUGAGAAUUUCGCAAUUCUAAAGAAGUGCCCUAGAAAGCUCGACUAUCUUAUAUUCGAGAUCCUCCUUAUAAAAAAGAAAAGACCAGACAUUAAACUUACAGAACAUUACUCAAUAUCGUAGUAUUCAGUCAUGGCUUGUAGUUUUGAUUGAUUCUAGGUUAGACCAUAAAGUCUAGGGCGGGCCAUUCAACCUCGUCAAGUUUAGGCAACGACAUGAUUUCGAGUGCAAUUUGGUGUAAAUAAGCACGAGUAUACAUAUUUUUCAAAGACAAGAAAAUUACACGAGCCCGUAGGGCAAGUGCAAUUUGUAGUCUGAAAAUUUUGCCAUUCCUUAUUACACCAAAUUGCCGGGGGGAAUCAUGUUAUUACUUGUUAUAAUGUACAUGAAAAAAACAUCAGGAGGUAAAGACAGACGAAAUUUUGAAAGUGUGCGCGCACUAUUUGUAUUUUGCCCUCGUGUUACGACUUUGGACCUGCGUUAUGACUUUGCAAUCGUGUUGCACUCGUUUUCAGCCAAUCAGAAGCGCAUAAUUUUUUCAUGUACACUAUUAAUAAAGUUAUUUAUUUAUAACACACUUACCCAGACUCCAUUCGGGUGAAAUUUUUUGUAGGAAUACAAAGCACACUUUCAAGCUUUGUUCUCAUUAAAGAAUCAUUUAUGUACCUUAACAUUUCUAUACAUAUUUACAUGUAGUACAUCAAUUAUGCCAAUCCCUUUCAAUUUUGACAAUGAUAACAGGAUGUAAUCGAAACGUCAUGUUAUGAUUUUUCGUUGAUUCAAAUUCGUACACUCUUUGUAUUACGUUGAUUGCAGUUUGUCUACCAAUUUCUCUACCUCCAUCGCUUCCCUGUUAUUUACCUCUACCACUAAAUCCGGUGUCCUUGUCAAAUAGAGCAUUCACUUGUAACCAGUGGUAUUAUGUUCUUCUUAUCGGAAAAUAUCAUUCUUUUCUAUAGACCAAUGUCGUCAACUGGAGUUCACGGCUGCCCUUGCAUUUGGAGGAAAACGGCUGCUUAACCACACGAUAAAAGAAGUUGACAACGUCGCAAAGCACUUCUGUGGAGCAUUGUGUUUCAUGGAACCCAACUGUGUCAGCUAUAAUAUACUAGUAUCCAAUGAUUCUCCCUCGAUCACCAAAUGCGAGAUGAAUGACGCUACUCAUUUUGAACACCCGAGUGAUCUGGUGUCAUUUCCAAACAGCACCUAUCGUGGAUCCAAGGUGUGUUUAUAGUUGCAAUGAUUAGGAUAAUAGAGGUCUUCUUUUGGCCUAUCCGUAUGUCUUUGUAACAAUUCAACUUUUUACUGGUUUAUUCACAUCUUUUUUUUUAUCUUGACUGUAAAUAUAUAAAAACCAUACAUGUGAACCGAGGUUAAAGAAAUAAAUUUAAAAGCGAUCUUCGCAUUAAUGAACACUGCUUAAGCAGUAGUGAAAACAAGGCCUGAAAAAAUCAGGCUUGUAUGGGAUUUGAACCCAUGACCUUUGCGAUAUCGGUUCAGCGCUCUACCAACUGAGAGCUGGUCCGCAGUUCAUAGAUAUGAUUUUCAUAUGUUUACAGUCGUUUAUUCUUCCCUUCACGGGUUUAUUUGGAACCUGCAUAAUGACCAGCUCCCAGUUGGCAUACACAACAGUUUGGUCAAGUGCUUUCAACUAUCAUUGUCUGCAAUUAACGCGACUGGUACAGAGACGUAG